Molecule: messenger RNA, 2484 nt
Organism: Misgurnus anguillicaudatus (oriental weatherfish)
Lineage: Eukaryota; Metazoa; Chordata; Actinopteri; Cypriniformes; Cobitidae
Source: RefSeq, a predicted model, not a curated record
UAUUUGCCUACGUGGUGACGUCAUUUAUCGUAACUGCAGCGUGUCUCCGGUGUCCGGCCUUUAGUUCAGACUUCAGACUGCAGUCAGCUGCUUCAGUUCAUCUCACCAUCAAAUAUUUUUAUCCGAACCACACAACAGCAAGAUCAACAUGGGAAACUGUCAGCCAACCAUUUUUCCUUAUGAAGACUUUGAUGUUGUUGCUGACAUCAAGGCCAUCCGUAAGGCCUGCAAAGGUUUAGGAACUGAUGAGCAAGCCAUAAUAGACAUCCUGGCCAAUCGAAGCGCAGCACAAAGAAUGGAAAUCAAACAGGCAUACUUUGACAAAUAUGAUGAUGAGCUGGAGGAGGUUUUGAAAAAAGAGCUGUCAGGAAACUUUGAGAACGCCAUUAUUGCAAUGCUGGACCCUCCUCAUGUGUUCGCUGUUAAGGAGCUCAGGAAGGCCAUGAAGGGUGCGGGCACAGAUGAGGAUGUCCUGGUUGAGAUUCUGUGUACUGCUACUAAUGAUGAAAUUAGAACUUACAAAGAGACCUACACCUACGUGCAUGACAGAGACUUGGAGGCAGACAUUGAAGGAGACACAAGUGGGGAAGUGAGAAGGCUGCUUACUUUACUUCUUGAGGGUAACCGAGAUGAGAGCUAUGAUGUGGACGAAGCGCUGGCUGAGCAAGAUGCUGUCUCAAUGUUUGAGGCUGGAGAGGGCUGCUUUGGGACAGAUGAGUCGACUUUCAGCUACAUUUUGGCCACCAGGAACUACUUGCAACUGCAAGUCACAUUCAAAGCCUACGAAGCUAUUUCUGGAACAGAGAUUUUAGAUGCAAUUGAUAAUGAAACCUCUGGAACUCUGAAGGACUGCUACACCACACUUGUGAGGUGUGCAAAGAACCCUCAGCUAUUCUUUGCUCGGAGGCUGAAUGAUGCCAUGAAAGGGGCGGGAACUGAUGAAGACACCCUUAUCCGCAUUAUUGUGUGUCGCUCAGAGAUUGAUCUGGAGACCAUUAAAGACAUGUACCUGGAGAAAUAUGAUGUGUCUCUUAAAGACGCCAUCUGCUCCGAAUGCGGUGGAGAUUUCAAGCGCCUCCUGCUGGCCAUCUUGCACUAAGAGACACACACAAUCCGACCAUCACUGUGGACCAAUGGAGCUUUAACUAGGCAAACUUACAUGACUUAGGAAGUUUUUAGGAAUACUGUAUCUGUCACCAGUAAACUAUUUCUUAGACUUUAUACAGGCAAAGUGGAAUCUUGAGGUUGUAGUUGUUAUAAUGAUCAUUGAAAUGAUUGGCAAGUCGCACAUUUGCAGGUUUGUUAUUCCCAUAUAUCAACCACUCAAAACUAAUAACAUGGUUACCCGGAUACUGCAAAUUAUUUUGACAGCUACAGUUUAUUAUUCCACACAAUUAAAUGUCUUUUGAUAACAUAUGUCAUUUAUAUUUACAAAUGAUUAAACCAAAUAGUGUGUUUGUGACAUUUAAACGUUUUCCUCGCCGAAGGUCUGUGUUCGUAAAAAAUAUAUACUUACCUUACUUAUGAGGUAAAUAGCUGUGUAAGCGGGACAAAGGUGAGGCAAUUGGUUGUCAUCGCAGAAAUAAGCCCUGACAGUGCGAUCAGGACCCAACACGAAACGGAGGGUCUGCGAUAUUUCUGCGAUAACAACCGGCUACCUCUACGUUAUCCCUUACACAGCAGAUUGAUACUGUAAUGGGAUGCAAGGCCAGCAUUGUGUUUCUAUCGUGAAAUGUGUUAGUAUUUUUCCACAGAUUUUACCUUACAGUUUUACAGAGGUUAGUGCAAGGUUAGUUAGUUAGUUCUGAAUGGCCUCAUGAAGCAUGUGAAAAAACGGAGAUCAUCAUGUACUCUCUUACAUAUAAAGGUUUUUCACAGCGAUGGUUCUUAUAUUGCAUCGUGAAGCAUCUUUAUUUUUAAGAGUGUAAUGAUUUACAGUCUGCAAAUACCUGUUUAUAGACGUCUAUAUUAUAGGCUAUAUGCAAAUAUUUCCACAUAAUGGUAAAAUACUGCAGUAUUAUGAUGUGACUGUACUUUUACCUGGUCAGUAAUAUUUUAACUAACACAUCCAUAUUUAUAUUAUUUACAUAAUAUAUUUUAGUACAACUUACAGUUUAUUUUAAAAUAUCUUUAACAUAAAUGACCAACAGGCAGACUAUUUGAGUUACUAUCGUCCUUUCAAGAAAUGUACUUUAUUAUUAAUUUUUAUGUAUAAAAAUAAUUUGAAUACAUGAAUCAAAAUUGUUUGCUUAAAGACAUACAAUAGUCACCCAACAGGAAUAUGACCACAUGUUAUUUGCCUGUGUGGUAUCAGUGUUACUGAAAUAUUCAAGACAACACUUGCUUGUUACUUGAGAUGACCCCACACAUUUCAAUGACCAUCAGAUGAAAACUAAAUCUGGAUUAUUUUGUGUAUUAACAAAAAUAGCAAUGUGUUGAAAAUAUUAACUUGAAUAAAAUAAAGUAGUACAAAGUUUCAUGGAA